Molecule: messenger RNA, 4255 nt
Organism: Octodon degus (degu)
Lineage: Eukaryota; Metazoa; Chordata; Mammalia; Rodentia; Octodontidae
Gene: Gins4
Product: GINS complex subunit 4
Exons: 8
Coding region: 757-1548 (263 amino acids)
Biological process (GO): DNA-templated DNA replication; double-strand break repair via break-induced replication
Cellular component (GO): GINS complex
Source: RefSeq, a predicted model, not a curated record
GCCCUAUGUAAAUAAACUCUCUUGACAUAUCCUGUUGUAAUUUUCAUACAUGAUUACAAUCAGGCAGGCACUAUCAACCUGUCAAUCAGGCAAUCUUUUAUUCUCGUCAAUCAACAGGGUAGAGGAAAAGCUCCCAGUCUUUGGAUUGGUGGAGAAGAGACAUCUAGGGAAGUCAGAAGUGACACUUUGCACAGAAAAAUAGCAGAAGAGGAAAACGUCAGCAGCUGAGAAGAAACCCUGAUCUCACCCAGUGGAAUGAAUAAACACGUGGUAGGACUGCCUUGCCCUACCAAGUCAGAGCGACCUGGAGAGACAGCGCCGAAAGAGGAGACACUGCCUCCAGAAGUGUUUCCCAAAUCGCCAAGAACAGGAUCACCUAGAAGGUCCGGGCCCUCCCACAGAGUGAGAACACCAUCUUCUCCAGGGGCCGGUGACGCUGUCCCCGUAGCCUGGUGCCCCACUUCGGGAGCCACUAGCCUGCAGGUUGUAGAACCCGCAGCUGAAGCGCUGGCAAACACGAAGUAACUAAAGGGCUACAAGAGGCUCAGGUGCAGGAGAUGACAGCGAGAGGGACGCCGCCUGACCUGAACUACCCAUUUCUCGGCCGGCCCCACCGCCAGGCAGGGUGUGCGCAGACGCGAAGGUGGCCUUCACCAGACCUCCUGGGUCGAAUGAAGCGCCCUCUCCUGGAAGUCUCGGCUGGAGUCGGCCGGGACUGCAGCCCUAGCGCCGGCCCCUCUGGUGGGCGUGGCCACGAUGGCCGGCUGGCAGGCUGUCUCUUUUUCCCGGGGCGUGAUUGGUGAGCGCUUGCCGUGCGUGGUGACGUUGUGCCUGGCGGAGAGUUUCCGAGAGGAGCGCGGGAGUGAGGCUGAGACGAUGACAGAGGAGCUGGACCUCACGAGACAGGACUCCGAUGAGGGGAGUGAGGAACUGGUCCUGACGCCUGCGGAGCUCAUUGAGAGGCUGGAGCAGGCCUGGAUGAAUGAAAAAUUUGCCCCCGAGCUGCUAGAAAGCAAGCCUGAAAUUGUAGAAUGUGUCAUGGAACAGCUAGAUCAUAUGGAAGAAAAUCUCAAACGAGCCAAAAAGGAAGAUCUGAAAGUCAGCAUCCAUCAAAUGGAGAUGGAGAGGAUCCGCUAUGUCCUCAGCAGCUACUUGCGGUGUCGACUCAUGAAGAUAGAGAAGUUUUUCCCGCAUGUCCUUGAGAAGGAGAAGACACGCCCUGAAGGGGAGCCUUCCAGCCUCUCUCCAGAGGAGUUUGCCUUUGCCAAGGAGUUCAUGGCUCACACGGAGACCUAUCUGAAGAACGUCGCCUUAAAGCACAUGCCUCCAAACUUGCAGAAGGUAGACUUCCUAAGAGCAGUUCCCAAACCAGAUCUAGAUUCAUACGUGUUUCUAAGAGUGAAAGAACGACAAGAAAACAUACUGGUAGAACCUGAAGCAGAUGAGCAAAAGGACUACGUGAUUGACUUGGAGGAGGGCUCACAGCACCUGAUCCGGUACAGAACCAUUGCACCUCUCGUUGCCUCUGGAGCAGUGCACCUCAUUUGAAAAAUUAGCAAUAAGCAAGCAUGCAGAUGGACUCAGAGGAAAUAUCAGAAGCCCUUCCUCUGACUUUGGGCCUAAGAACAGUAAUGAAACCACCCUCCAGGCAGCAGACAGCAAUGCUGUGGACUGUUUCGGUGCUAGCAAGGAGCUGAGACUGGGCUCCUAACCUGCUGUGAGCACAUCUUGCUGCCUCGCCUCCUGCCUGCCGGCUCAGCCAUGGCAGCAGAAGGGGCCACUGCUCUGUCCUCACUGCACACCAGGCAGAUACCGAUUCUCAUUCUGCACACCUUUCCCUUGUGUUUUUUGAGCUCAGAAAAGUGAAGCAAAGAUAGCUCAAAAGAAACAUGCCUGUGAUUGUGGCAUUUGUUUAGUCCUAACCUAAUGUUAAUAGAGUUCAUUUAACCUUCUUGGUAGGAAGAUUGUAAAUAGAUUAAGGAAAACAGCUGUAGUCUGCUUCUACAAUACGUCGUUGCAUUAUGUGAACUAAUCUUUGGACUACCCUUUGGAAUAAUUGGACUGAAACCAGUUUCUAUCAGACUUAACUGAAAAGCACAGCUAAACCAGUAAUGCUGUGAUCAAAAUGCAGGUUGGUGGCAAAAGGGACCUAUGAAUGGCUCUCAGCUCGCAGUCUGGAAGCCGGUUCUCCCUGCUGCCAGCCUACAGCCCUAGUGGGUUCCUGGCAGCUCGGCCAGGCCAGCCUCCCACCAUUUGGCCAGCAUUGGCCCAGCUCCGUGAGCAGAGCAGCAUAGCUUUCCUGUAGUGUGACCUGGAAAAUCACUUUUGACAUGUUAGCUCUUCCCUUUCUCCAGGGAAAUGGAUGAAGUGUCCUCAUGUACAGGCAUUCUCACAGUGACACCCAAGGAAGAACAUUGGCAGGAAGUACUUACACAGAUGUGAAAAGAGCAGUUGCAGUCUGCUUCACGUGAAGUCAGCAGGUUUUCACUUUCCAUAUGUAGGCAAUGGAAUGUCAGUUGCUUCCAGGAGAAAGUAGGCAAAAGCAAGGGAGUUGUAGGGGAACAAAGCACUUGAUAUUUUUUUUUAUCAGUGCAUACCAGAAAUGUAUUUUUAUUUGAAAAAAAUUUAAUUUUUAGACAUUUUCAUAUAUAAACUUGAUUUUGUUUUUAUAUAGAAUAUAAAGAUUUCCAUCAUUAAUUUUCCAUGUGAAGGCCAGAAGGAAAAUGUGCUCUGCGCAUAAGUGUAUCUCAUCUGCGGCACAGAAAACAAGCAGUGUAGUGUUCCUAUACAUAAAUUAGAUCAAGUUACAGCUAUUCAUUAAGCAUGUCUGAGCAUACAGUAUGCCAGUUGCACAGUGCCAGAUGUGAGCUUAUAGCUCCCUGCUCAUCAUGUGGAUGUGCCUGCAGAGAAUUAGGAUAGGCACAAAGGGCUUAAAGUGGGCAGGAGAGGGAGUGGUGCAGGACAAGGUCUGCAGGCAGGCAGCUACAAUUCAGGAGGACUUUUAUUAAUAAAGACCCUGUCUGGUCGUCCCAGCACAUUGAAAAGUAGGCAGGUGGGCUGGGGGAUAGCUUAGACGUCUAAGCGCCUGCCUGGCAAGUACAAGGACCUGGAUUUGAUUCCCCAGUACCUCAUGCCAUGCUGCGCCAGAAUCCUGGGCACACCUUUCCAGCCCCCAAACAGCAUGGUGGUGGCUCUUGCCUGUGAUGCCAGCACUAGGGAGGCUGACAACGAGGAUCACUAUGAGUUCCAAGCUGCAUAGUAAGAUCCUGUACCAAAUAAAUAAAAGACUAAAAAAAAAAUUACAAGUAGGCAAGUGGUGGGAAACAAAGCAGAUGCUUACUGUGAAGUCUGAGGUCAGAGCCGAAGUCUUCCAUUAUACCAGGAAAGCAGGAUUGGGGGCCUCAGCUGUUGUCCAGGGAGCAAACCUUCAUAAGCACAUACAUCUGCUAAGAUGAUUUUGGGGGCUAGACCUACAGCCUAGUGGUUGAGGCUCUGGUUUCAAUCCUUAGCACCAAAAAGUGGAUUCUGACUUGGGAGGGCUGGAGCAGGACCUAUGCUCCCUGUACUUCUAGGGAGCUCUAGACUGAAUGGUCACUUUGACCAAAGUCAGGCCACAGAGCGGGGACAUUUCUCUGCUAACCCCGCAAGAUACAUUGCUCCAUUUCCUAAGUCACCUCUCCAUGAGAAGCUUGGCUUAGAUGUGUCAACCCUAAAUAAAGGGGAAGUUGGGUGUCAAAACCAAGAGGAAAAGGAAAUGAUGUAGCUCAGCUGACUGUGAUUUAGCUUAUUCAUGGUAUCUUGCUUUUAGAGUAACCUCCCCACAAAGCAAGACCACGUGUUCAUCAAGUAAUUACCUCAUCUACAAUAAACUUGAUCCUAUCGACACAGCUCUCACUGAAUACCUUUGAGUGCCUUCCUGGCUUCCCCUGCACACUGGUCACAUGACAGCUAUGUUCAUGCUAGUGCCCAGGCUUGGGAAACUUAGAGUGAAUUUUAAGCGAACAUACCACAUACUCUUUAUGUAAUUUUUCCAAGUAUUUAUCUUGGAAAGUUAAACAAUGUGGAACUCAAUACUUGAUUUUCUAAAUGUUUCUAACAAUUUGAAAUGUUUCAACAAUUUAUGAAAGCAGUUAUACCAUCAACAAAAAGUUUUCUGCCGUGUUGGGGGUAGAACCCAAACCAAAACAAAACCUUGUUUUUUAAAAGCAAAAUUAGUAUUUUUUCACAGAUUUGGUUCAGAUAAUUUGGCUGUUUU